AGAAAAACCCAAGAGACAAAUCAAAUAAUCCCGAAAAAUAUUAGAAUCCCUCCCCCCUCCUCCCCCGAAAGGAAGAAAACCAAACAAGAAAAGAAAUUACCCCCGAAAAGAAAGAUGGCGUCAUCCGUCAGUAGCAACGGCGGCAGCAAUAACGUCAUGAUCCGCAGCAAAAGCGAUUCGAUUGGAGUUGCGGGAGGUCACACGGCGACAGCGAUGGAUGAACGCAAUACACAAGGAAUCGGCGGUGGCGUCGGCGGAGGCAAUACGACGGCGACGCUGAUCGGAGGGUUGGCGACAGGUCCGGAAAGGCGGGCGACGACGGCCGACGAUUCGGCCAUUUCGUUCAGUGAGGAAGAGGAGGAAGAAGACGAAGACGAAAUGGAUGGCGAAGGAGAUGAUGACGAGGAGGAAGAUGAUCACCGGCCGGAAUCGUCCGAGGCCAACGCGGCGGCCGCUGCCGCUGCAGCCGCUUUCAACGCCGCCGCCGCUGCCGCCUUCCAGCGUCAACUUUUGGCCAAUUUCCCACUCUUUCAUCAUGCGUCAGACGGAUCGAGUAAACUGGAUAACGAUCCAUCAAACGCGUCGGCUGCGAUGGAAGCCAUGUCCUCCACCAACAACAGCCCCAAUCCAUUCGAGAGUUACAUCGCGGCGGCGGCAGCAGCCGCAGCCGCAGCCAACGCCGAGGCUCUCUUCCGCCAACACCAGCAGCAGCUGGCCAUGUCCAGUUCCGGAAGCCACGCCGCCAGACUCAGCGAGAAACGGACGGCCCACGACAGCGGCACAGACGACAACGACCUGUCUCUCGGCGGAGGUAAAUGCACUGAUGGAUCAGGAAGCGGCAAAAGCCCGGCCGGAAUCCACCAGCAACCGCCGAGCAACAAGCGACGGAAGCAAUCCAAGCCCGUGCGGAUUAGCAGCGACCAAGAGCCGGGUGCCAACGACGAAAACGCCACAUCGGCCGUGACGGCAUUUCUGGCCGCCCAAACGGCCGCCGCCGCCGCCGCCCUGUUCCACCAGAACAAUCCGAACGCAUCCAGCGAAGAAGAAGAGGAAGGAGUUCUCCUGCAACCGAAUUCAUCCGGCGCCAAACUCCUCAACGGCCAGCACCAGCAGCAAAUGUUGGAGUGGGUGCGGGCGAAUAAUCACAUGAUGACGGGCGGCGGGAGUCACGAGAGCGAGCAAGAAGAGGGCCAGAUCAUCCGCAGCUCAUCGGCGAAUUCAUCCGGCGGUGGGCACAUGUUCGACCACCAACUGGCCAGUCGUCUGAUGAUGGCCGGCAAUUCCUCUUCGGCAGCUGCCCGUAGUUUCGCAGACUUUCUGGCCUCGACGGCCGCCGGAGGUGGUAACGGCAAAGGAUUUCCUUUAUUUCCUUCACCCGCUUACGGCGGAAGCUGGAAUCAGCAGCAGCAGCAAAUGAUGAUGAACAUCAUGUCGAUGAAUCGAUCCGGCGGUAUGAUGUUUGACGACGGCGAAGUGAGCCGGAGCAGUAGCCAUUGCUCCGGAUCGCCAACCGGCGGAUUAGGAGGCAGCCACCACCACCACCACCACUUGACGGAUGCGAAAAAGAAUCAUCCAAACGACGAGAGUGGCGAACGAUCCAGUUCCGAUUCACCCUUCGCCUUCCGCAACAUGCUGAAAUACGGUGGGUCCGCUUCCGGCGGAUUCUACCCCUCUGGCGGCCCGUCAGCCUCGUCGCCGUUCCUCUUCCCAUUCCUGCAGUCGUCGUCGGCCGGUAAUUCUCCAUUGGCCAAUCACUCGAUGGGCAGAGGCCCAAGCGGUGGGCUGUUGGGCUCACCGUCGGCCCUGGGCGGAAGCAUCCGCAUCUUCAACCACGAAGCCUACUGCGAGCUGUGCAACAAAGAGUUUUGCAACAAAUACUUUCUCAAGACCCACAAGGCCAACAAGCACGGCAUCUACGUCGAUAAUAUCCCGCCAACGCCGACGCCACCGACGACCAAUGGUGGCGGAGUCGUCGUCACUGGAGGCAGCACUACAUCCGUCACCCCGGAUGGUCGAAUUUCCGGCCCGGCUUCAAUUUCAACGCCAUCCAGCAGCAGCAGCGCUGGCCUCGGCAUCGGCAGUAGCAACGGCGUCCAGUCUCUUCCGUUUUCGGUGUCGAGUUCAUUCGGUCCGCCGUCCUUGUCGUUGACUGUGGGCGCCAUGACGUAUCCGAUGCAUCCGCCUUCCACGGAAUUGGCUCCCAUCGAUCCGGCACCGCCCGUCACCUACUCGCCCAUCAUGACAACGUCGCCGUCGAAAUCCAUUUACCAGACCGGAGGGUUGUUGGCGUCGGCGUCGAUGACGACGACAUUAUCCACCUCGGCCACGACGACCAUCCCGUCGCUGUCAGCCAUCACGACGCCGACCAGCGGAAUGAGCGCGCCACCCGGCGGAUUGAUGGACUUUUUCCCCAUGUGGCCGUCGCAGACGUCCACUCCGCCCGUAACGACGUCCAACAACACGCUGGCCGUUCCGUCGUCUCUCAAUCCAAUUUCGACGUCGGCCGUCUCGAUGAAGCACAACCUGCAGCACCUGCCGGGCGGAAUCGUCAAUCCGGAAGCCUACUGCGAGCUGUGUCAGAAAGAGUUUUGCAACAAGUACUUCCUAAAGAGACACAAGGCCAAGAUGCACGGCAUCAUUCCACCGGAAGGCAGCGCACCAACGACUCCCUCCUCUGCCGGAACUUCACUUCCAUCAUCCAGCGGCGGCGGUGGUGGUGGUGGUGGAUCUUCAUCCCACAAAAGGAGCAAGUCUCAUUCGUCGAAACAAACAGCCCCACUGGCAAUUGCAGCGGCAGCAGCAGCAACAACUGCCGUUGAUCUCAAAAUUCCAAUAACUCUUCCAUCAACGGCCAUCACUUCUCCGGCUCGGAAUCUUUCGGCCAGCGGAAGCGAAGCGAUCACCGAACAGCCAGCAACGGUCGCCGAUCCUGUCCAGGAAUCCAACGGAACGACGUCGACGGCCUUCAACCUUCUGAUGCAAGGCGGACUGGGCAGUUUGGGCAUCAAAAACGAAACAGGUGGAUGCGGAAGCGGAGGUGUUUUGCCAUCCAGCGGAUCCAAAUUGGAUUUGAGCAACAGCAGCGGCGGCCGGCAGGACAACAACAGCUUGUCGCUUUUGAAAAUCCCGACGCCGUCGCUUUCGGCCAUGUUCUCGACGCCAUCACCCAUGAUGGAAUCUCAUCCGGCUCGCAUUCAUCACUCGAAAACGCCUUCUUCAUCUUCUUCUUCCGGCGGAGGAGGAGGAGGUGGCGCCAACGGAAGCAGCGGAGGCGGCGGCGGCGUCGGCGGCGGCAUGGUGCCGCAGCAAUUGUUUUCCCCGGAACGACUCCGCCAGAUGGGCGUCAUCAAUACGGAAGCGUUUUGCGAGAUUUGCUGCAAGGAAUUCUGCAACAAGUACUUUUUGCGGACGCACAAAUUCAAAAAGCACGGAAUCGGAUCCAUGCCCGAGCAGCAGCAGCAGCAGCAGUCGUCGAGCCAGCAGUCGGAUUCGUCCUCUUCGACCGGAAUGAUCCGCCAGCACCACUACAACAACAACAACAACAACAACAAUAAAAGGGGCGGACCGAGUCCGACGGCCAAACAACUAGCGAUCACCAACAGCGAAUUCAGCCCCGAGCAGAAGAUGCCAUUGAAUUUGGUGACGACUCCGUCGGGGACGUUGACAACAGCGACGACAACAACAACAACAAUGGGGCAACAACAACAACCACCACAACAACAACAGGCCAGCCAGCUGGAUGGUGGAAUGCCGCUCUCGUGCGAUCUGUGCCAACGACCUUUCCAGUCGACUUACCUGUUGCACAUGCAUCGCACCUACUUCCAUAAUCAACCACCUCCGGCGGAUGAGUCGAUGAACGAGAACGACAUGAACGACACGUCAGCCAUGGACGAGGACAAUCAAUCAGACAACGGACAGGAAGACGAUGAAACUGGAACUUUCACCAACACCAACUCACCCCAACCGCCGUCGAUCGCCGUCAAAUCAGAGCCGGAGGCCCGGAAUGCGGAUGCAGCCGGCGAAGAUCAGCGACCCGUUUCGACCGAUGCCAACAAUUCGUCCUCGGGCGGAAUCACCAUCAGCGCCGACCUGCAGAAACUCCAGUCGAUGAUUAUGGAGUUGAACGGAUCGUCGUCGGCGGCUGCAGCUGCGGCCGCCGCCGCCUCCAUGGCCGGAGAGGAUCGCCGACGCUGCUGGAUGGACAGCCCUGUCAAGAGCUCGGGCAACAACAUUAAUCAGCUGAGCGUCGGUCACAACGAGUCGGGUAAUCAUUACAUCAGCGCCAGCGGCGGCGGCAUCGUCAAGAUCGUCAAUCCGGCCACUAGCGAUCCAUCGGAUCCGGGCAAUUUGGCGUCGGCGUCUUCGUCUUCGAGCAUGUGCCACCUGUGCGCCAACAAAGAUUUCCUGUCUCCAUCCUACCUCCAGAUUCACAUGCAAAAUUUCCACGGAAUCGGCGUCGGCGGAAGUGGCGAUCCAUCGGCGGCCGCCAUGGAAGCGGCCGUCGCCGCCGCCGCUUCUCAACUCGGUUUCGACCGUCUGCUCGAUUUCGGACCUCCUCCCGCACCCUCUUCGACAUCCGGUCACCACCACAUGAAACGUUCCAGCGGCGGAGGAGGAGGCGGCGGCGGAGGAGGAGGUCGCUCGUCAUCUUCGGCCUCUCCGGCGGCCACCCGCAGCUACUGCCAGAUCUGCAACAAGGAAUUAUGCAACAAGUACUUUAUGAAAACUCACAUGCUGAAAAUGCACGGCAUCCACCUGGAGGCCAGCGGCGGCGGGUCUCAAAUCGGCGGAGUCCAGUGCGACAUCUGCCACAAGGAAUUGUGUUCCAAAUACUUCCUCAAAGUCCACAAGCAAAACACUCACGGCAUCGUGUUCCCCGACCAUGAAAUGCUCCUGCCCAAUGGCGUGGGCGGACCUGCUGGUAACAUGUUGAAGGAGCAACAGCAUCAAGGAGUGAUGGAUCUCUCCUUCCAUCAACACCACCACCACCAACAACAACAGCAACAGCAGCAGCAACAACAAAUGCAACAGCAGAUGAUGGAAGGGUCAAACAGUCCGGUCAAGUCCAAUUCCGUGACGGAAUCGUGUCCGCUGUGCCCCAAGCGCUUCAAGAGCUCAAAGGCCCUCAAGGCCCAUUUGAGUCACGAACAUUCCGGCUCUUCCGGCUCUUCGACGGCGGCUUGCUGCUACAUUUGCAGCCAGCAGUUUGGCGACGUUGUGGCGUUGCAGGUCCACCUGAUCAAGAGUCACGCCUCGCAUUUGAUGGAUCACCACCAGACUCCACCUCCUCCGGUCAGCGUUUCGACCUCGGUGGCCGCCGCCACUCCUACGGCCGGCGGCAGUGAACAACAGCAGGCCAAUCAGGGCUGUCCCAUGUCUUCGCCUUCACCAAAGACUUCGCCGUCGUCCUUCCAGCGCUCGUCUUACUGCGACUAUUCCGCCGGAUACGGUCUGUUCGCCAACGAGCGCGGCGGACAGAUGGGGGAGUCGUGUCCUCCACCUCCUCCUAUGCCCGGCCUGGUGCCGGCCUCGGCCAACGCCAGUCCUCGGCCGUCGAGCGCCGUCGGAACUCGGUCGCCACCUGCCGCCGUCAAUCAGCAAAAGAUCCAGUGUCCAUUAUGCGGUCACCAACUGCCACUGGAACAAUUUCAGACUCACCUAAUGGCCCAUCAGUUCCCCAUUAACUUUUUGCACACUCUGAUGCCUCCGUCGUCGUCGGCUGGAACGGCAACAGCUCCAGAAUCUCACGCCCAUGAAGAACAGGAACACGACGAGUUAGGAGCCAUCAAUCAGCAGCAGCAACAACAGCAACAACAGAGAAAUACAACAACAACACCAACAACAGGGCGUCGUAAACGUCGUUACCGCUGUUCCGUGUGCAGUCGAAAGUUCGCCACCCGCCAGCUCUGCCUCACUCACAUCCUGCAGCGCCAUCCGCCAUCGAUGCGGAGCAGCCACAACAGCGGCGGCUCAAUGACCAACGCCAAAAGCGGAAUUGGAUUCGGCCUGUCGUCGCCGACGUCGCCCGUCUCCACGUGCCACAUGAUCCAGUCACAACAGCGGCCAUUGACCUGCCCUCGGUGUGGGUACGCGACCCGGCAGCCGCAACUGCUCCGGCUCCACUUGCGGACGCAGCAAUGCAUUCCGGUGGUGGCCCGCAAUCCCGACCUGCAGCAGCUUCCACCUUAUUUGGCCGUUCCGACGUCGACGGCCUCGAUGGGUGGGCCACACGCCGGCAGCCCGUCCAGGCUCUCGGCCAUCAUCAACAACAAGCAGGGACUGGGAUUGCAGUCGGUCCAGGGCCAACACGCCCACCGCCAGGAUUUCGUCCUUCAGGCGUUCCUGUUGACCCAGCCGGAUGCGGAAACCAACAAAUCGUCGAGCUCGUCGAACGCCAACGCCAAGAAUCGGCGCGGAGGUGAUCCAGGAGCCAACCAGGAGAACGGGCACCACAACAAUCACGACGAUCAAGUGAUGGAUCCUUCGACGGUCGCCAUCAAACGGGAGAGCCAACAAAAUGGUAACCGGCUGAGCGGCCAGGAUUCUGAGGAGCGCAAACGGACGACGACGGACCAACAAAAGGAUCGGCCAGCUGACGCCGCCACCAAGGAGCCGCGGGACAAUGGCGACGACGAAGACGAGGAGGAAGAAGGUCAGAAUCAGAGUUGUAAUUUCAUCCCUUCGUUGAUCCUGUUGCCCGUCAACCGACGCAUUGCCAAUCCGCUUUCCUUGACUUUCAGUCUCACACCUGCUUAAACCAUCAGAAAGAAAGAAAAACAUAUUACAUCACAACUCGCCAAUUAUUUCAUUUUCCCUGCUCCCAUUUCUUUCAAAUUUAUUCAUUUGAAAAAUUCUCUUAACGACGUCUCUAGUCCCAUGUCAUUGUUUUUGCUUAUUUCUUUGGUGUUGGAUCGAUUUAUUUGUCCCUCUCCCAAUUUAAAUUUUCCUGGCGGCAAAAUAGCUCCUUUUUUCUUUCUUCAAAAAAUCAAACAAAUUUUUAAUUAACAAAAAAGUCAACAAUUUCUUUGAUUGGGAAGGAAACAACAAAAAAGAGUCUAGUCAGCCGCCUGGAAAAUAGGACACAAAUAACAAGAAAACACGCGAGGAAAAUAAUAGUUUCCAUACACAAAACACAGGGUCUCUAUCUCUUUCUUUGAAAAACAAAAUCGUUAGUAUAAUAACCAAAUUAACAAAAACAAAAAAGAAACAACAAAAAAAUGGGGGGAAAAAUGUUGGAAGUGAAGAAGAAGAAGAAGUUGAAUUUUGAAUUCAAAACAAAACAAAAAUGAUGAUUGUACUUGGCAUUUUUAUAUGGCCAUUUACAGUCACUGCAAACUAUAAUCAAAUCCCGGGGCCUCUCUCUUUCUCUCUCUCUUUAACUCUCUUAUCUCUAAAAAAUAAGGAAAAUUUCAUUUAAAAAUUUAAAUUCGUAAAAUGUUGUAUGUGUCGACCCAACGUAACAUCCUCCAAUGAUGAUUGAUAAUUUAGUCUCUGAGUGAAGAAAACCAAAUUUCUUUUUCUUUUUUUUAAUUAAUUGAUAGAAUGAGUGUGUGUGUGUGUGUGUGUGUCAAGUGACUGUGUGUUUUUGUUUUUGUUUCGGAAUGUUUUUCUGUGUGUUAGUUGUCGGUAUUAUUAUAUAAAAGCAGACGAGCCCUUUGUUCGCGUGACCGAAAGGCGAUGGUGGGGAGUGACGUCACUGCCACCCCCACCCAAUAACUUGCUGAUGGAUGUCGCACACCUUUUUGAUUCCCACCCACUUUGCUGUCGUCUUCCUGUGUGUCGUGUGUGUGGUUUUUCUUGGAAGCGAAACACAAAGAACGCAGACGUGUCAAAUGACAUUCCAAAUUUAAAAAAACAACAUUUUCAAUCAAGUCCACUAUUGCCGAGACGACGCCAAACAUUCAGGGAAAAUUAAUUUUUCAUUUCAUUUUCUCUAGCACCGCCGAUUUAUUAGCGCGUUUUUACCAUUUUGUGUUUUUUGUUUUCAAACCAAUAGUUUUCUAUAAUCAAUUGUGUAAAAUAAUAUUCCAGAAAAUUCAGCCAUUCCAAUCCAUACAAUGUAGCGCAUUCCAACUUAUCCAUAUCCUAGUCGCCACUUUUGUUACACGCCACACCCUUUUAUCUCCCCCCGUCAAAAUUAUUUCAUUUGAAAAAUUCCAAAGUUGAGCUCGUUCGUGUGUGUGUAUUUUACUCGUUUGAUUAUUAGUUCCUUUGUCUUAUAGUGUCGUUUCUUUUUGUUUUUUUCUUUGUGUCUGUGCGUUUUGUCUGUGUGUUUGUGUGCGGGUGGCAAUUAAUAUAAUUCAUUUAGACCUGAUUUUUUGUUUUUUUCGCUUUGGUUCUUUUUCGUUGAUAUUAUUUUUGUCUUUAUUGGCUUUUAUUCUUUAUCUUUUUAAAUAAUUUUGAUUUCCCCUCGUUUUCCCGGAACCGGAGAUGAAGUCGAUUGUCCAUUUUCGUUCAAUGCGCACGUUUUCUAUUGUCGGACUUUUUGGGGUGGUGAUGAGAGAGAAUCAAGAUGGGAAAGAACAGAAGAAGAUGACCAAACUCAUCUCUUUUCUUUCCAUCUUCUUUCGGUUGUUAACAACGGCAAAACAAACGACAGAAAGUGAUUGACCUACCCCCCCUCAAAAGGCUGCACGGCUCGUUCACAAAUGCCUUUUCGGCUGUCUACCCUUUUUUUCUGCUCCCGGGGUAUAAGAGAAACACAAGUCCCGACUGUUGUCAUCAAUUUUUGAAGGGUCGCCUUAGUAGCAGCAGCAGCAUAGGUCAGAACGAAAACAUAAAGCCCACACACCCACUAAGCAACAUCUUGUCCUAGUCUUUUAUAGAGACAAUCCUCUUUUUCUUCUUUGCGUCCCUCAUCAUUUCCUCCAACCCUCAUCUUUCCCUUCGUACCUCCAAUCUGUUUCUCCAGCGGACGACGCAACGGUAACCCUGGGUGCUCGUCGCUUUUUAAUCAGUACACGCUGGGACUCGCCAAGUCAAAACAAGGAUUACCUACAUUUUCUAGGAUAUUUCCUUUAUUUUGUUUUUAUUCAUUUUUAUUUUUAUUUUUUCGUGCUGAAAGCGAAACAAAUUUCCUUGAACUGCGGAGGAAAUAAAUAUGUUGGGCAAGUCGUGGCCCCACCCAUUUUCUGUGUUAGACUCCUCCCGUGCAAGCACACUCGGGUCUGAACGUCCGAAUCAAUAAUAGCUUUCUCUCCUUCCUUUUUCUCUCUUUUCUCCCCCCCCCCCCCUCUCUUGUGUGUCUCUCAACUCGGAAGAGGGGAGAGAGAAGAGAAAUAGGAGAACUCGAAAAAGUAGAUGAAAGUGAAAGGGAGAAACAAAAAAUAAAUAAAAAUGAAGAAGAAGAAGAAGAAGAAAAAGGACUUUGACGCGCCCUCCCACCCAACUUGAUUCGAUUCCCUUUGAUUAAAGACUGGCCAUCACUUUCUCUCUCUCCUCCUUUUAUCUCCAUCUAUCCAUCUCUUUCUGUCUUGUAUUACGUAUUGUACAGCAGACUACGACGACUGCUACUACUACUACUACUACUCCACUCUACGCAUAUAGGAGAUAAAUACAAGUUUUUGAUGCGAUAUGAAGCAGGGGGCGAAAAAAGGCUGAAGCAGCGCAUACACAAUGCGGCAGAUGAAAAGCAAACAAACGGCCUGACUGGGCAAGAAACGCGAGCGAAUCAAAUAGGAGAGCAGCAACAAAAACAACAACCGGGAAGGGGGGGGGGGGAGAACAAAAAACUAUAAGGAGCAAUAAAGUUGUUCCGUAAGUCACAUCAAACCUCUUGAUGUGUGUUUAGUAACUACUGAGAGAGAGAGAGAAGGAAGGAAGGAGAGAGUCUGAUUUGGGAAAAAAAAAAUGAAGGAAUACCAACCCCGAAAUAUUGUAGUCACUAUAAAAAGCCCCAAACUAAAAAAGGAAUAACUACUUCUUUGGCCAUCGGGUUCUCUCUCUCUCUAAACGACCAUAGCAGCAGCUACUGCUCUCUCUCUCUCUCUCUCUCACAAAACGACAACUAUAUAUCAGACUCUACAAUUAAUAAGUUUCAUGUUGUUGCUGGCUGCCAGUGAGUAUUUUUACUAUACGCUGGUCGUCCCCUCCCACCAAAAGUCUACAUGUACCCGGAGAAAGGCUACAAAACUGCUGAUUCGGACGACAUAUUUUUCCUUCUUUUACCCUGCGAACGGAAUUGCCGACUCGACUGUAAAACAAACUUGUAUUUAUUUAUUUGUGUUUAGUGUUUGUACGAGCAGCGUGUAUGGAUGGAUGGAGAGAGAGAGAGAUGUCCAUCGAGAAAUGAAAUAAAGUUCAUGAAAACCUUUUAGGGCCACCGAUGAAAAGAGGGGGGAGAGAAAAAAAUAAAAAAGGACGUGGGCGACUGACCACCUGCUGCCCCACCCAAUGAGAAAAGUGUGUCGGUUAUAUACGUGUGUGUGUUGGGGGGAGAAAAACUCUCCGACACAUCAAACAACACCUCGUGCCUCGAGUUUUUCCCGUUUACUUGAGAGGAAUAAAAAAUAAGGCGAUCGAUUGAAUUACAUUCGCUUCGUUGGAUGAAUAGAUGAUUACCGGCAAAUUCAAUUUUCCCGCUUUUCUAUUGCAUCCGUCCGUCUCCUUCGUUUUGCGCCCAAAUUGAAUAGCUAACUUUUUUUUUUAAGAACUAAAACAUUUGAUCAGUUUGAAUGGCCUUUCAAUAAUUUACUCGCGCAAUUUCAACAACAACCCAAAAAAUUGAUCAAGAAAAACCGGAAAUUUUUAGAAGAUGGCGACCAAUGGAAGGGAAAAAAAGGCAAACGUCACGGUGGUGGGAGGAGAAAGAAUGGCGGUGGGGGGGAGAUGAUUAUUGUUGUUCAACCCUCGGUCCCUGCGACGCGGAACGCAAUAAUAAAAAAAAAAAAAGGAAAAAGGCCGUGAGGGGGGCGACUGCGACGGCGCAAAUAUGAUAUAAGGUCGAUUGAUAUUUUCCAAUUGCUCAGCGUCAAAACAAGACCCAAGAUCCAACCCUCGCCACCCCUGUACCUUUUUUUUCUUCUUUUUUGUUCUCCCCCUCACUGUAGCAGGAGGCGAUCGUCUAUAGUCAAUCAUUUCCCAACGAUAUGGGCUUAUUUCAUCUCGUACUACAACUACUGAGAGCAGGCAGUAAAAGAGUAGGUAAUUCAAUUCCAAAUCGGGGUAGGACCCUGUCGGUCACUGACCGCGCCCAUGUCGAGUUCCAACCGAAAACGAGCGAGUUCUUGUCUUCUUUGCCAAGAAAGAAAGAGAAGAAAAAAUAUAAAGGAUCGUUGGAAGGUUAAAAGGUGUAAGGUAUCCUCCUCUUGACGUCAAAUGACACUCGACGAUUCCGGGGAAACGGACAAAUUCCGGGAAAUUUUAUUUUUUUCCUUUUUCCUUUUUCUGUUUUAUUUUUUAUUAUUUUGUGAUAAUUUUUGCACGAGUCAUGUAAAAUGGUUUCCUUUAAACAAAAUGGCGUUCGUCGUUGGUUAGAAAGACCGCGAGCAAUAUCAAAAAAAGAAAUAAAAAAAUGUCCGAAUUGAAAAGAAAUUCAGCACGAGACACGGAAGAUGACGUCACACCUCCCCGAUAAAAUUGUCGUGCGAUUUUUUCAAACAUGUUAACAAUGAUAUUAAUGCAAAUGAUGUUAUUAUAAGCCAGUGCGUCAGCCAAGUGAAUUUAUGUGCAAAGAAAUGAAGCUUAUUCGGGUCAGUGAUUUGAUUUGAAUCCAGCCCCCAACUCACACAAUUUGCGUCUAAACAAACAACACGAAAAUCAAAAUGGUCGAGUCCUUAUAUUUAUUAUUAUAACUACCACAUAUUUAAACCAAAUAACGGAAUUGGAGAUUUAUAACUACGUGUGUGUUCCCCCUUUUUCGUCCCCAAUAAUCUUUCAGAUUUAUCAUUUGACUUUAUCGACGAGGCAGAAAUCUCGCGUGUGUGUCUGACUGAUUGUAACUCUGCCAAUUAUGAAACGGUCAUAAUAAUAAUGAAAUAAUAAUCCAUUUUCUGUUCGUGAAACCCCCUCCCCGAGAAAUGAUUUUAAAUUUUAUUUCAAUGUACGUGUCGACUACUAAACGUGAAUAUCGGCGGGUACUAAACAAACUCGUCUGACAACCUAACGGCAAAAUCAAAAAUGGAUCGUGGCUUUCUUAUCAAGACAAAAACAAAAUGUUCUAUCGUGCGCUAUAUCUCUCUCUCUCUGCUAUUUCUAAUUCUUGUUCUUCGAUAUUGUCUCCCCCACUAACCCCCCGAUGUCCAACCCCUCCCUUAAUUGAUAAUGUUAAUUAACAGCGUUAUCGAAAACCCAUGAUGCAGUGUAUCAAAAUAAAGGAAAAAGAAAAAAAAAUUAGUUUUUAUGGGAAAUAAUAAUAUUUGAAAAAAAAAGAGAGAACCUGACUGACGUGGUGGUCUGUAAUGUGUGGUCGCUGUUGUAUUUUGUACCUCCCCCCCUCCCCCAAUGAUUUUAUUUUUUAAUUUCUCGAUGUGAAAAAUUCAAUUUUUUCUUCAAAUAAAAAAAAAAUCAAAAAGUUCCUAUGACGCCACAAGAGAAAACGACAAGUUCCUAAUCGACGAGGCUAUUAAAAAAACAAAAGAGCAACAGCAGUUCCUAUUAAAAAAUGAUUCCUGAAAUUAUUAUGUCAAUGUAUGUCGUUUUUCUUCAUUUUAAAAAUUUCUUCUUCUACUUGUUUCCUUUGAUGAAUUCCCAAAAUUUCGUUUAUCGGCGUCUCGUCCCAAAAAAUUCAAAUAACUUCGACCCCAUCCAAUACUUUAUAAACCCACUUGUUUCACGGUGUUGUUGUUUCACAAUUCGCCAGAAAGAAGAAGAAGAAAAAAAACCUAACCGGCAGUCUGUGUACACUUUGACACGAGGAAAUGACUCCCCAUCCCACCCCCCUCCGCCCUUAUCGUGAAUGUGUGUGUAUGUGUGAGCGCCUAUGUGAGUGUGUAAAUGAGCGCCCUGAUGGAAAAUACCCUCCUUCCCAUUACUCUCUCUCUCUUUCCCAACAACAACAACAACAUAACUACCCCCCGGAAAUUCUCUCACCCACGUUUAUAAUAUUCUUUGGAAAACAAUUUCGUUUCGAUUUUGUCAAUUUGGGUUUCAUUUCAAUUUCAUUUGGAAUUAUUUUCUUUGCAUUCAUCAAUACAUGGUAUCAUGGUUUCGUGUA
This is a messenger RNA of Daphnia pulicaria, 13153 nucleotides long. RefSeq lists its product as uncharacterized. NCBI's taxonomy places the organism in Eukaryota, Metazoa, Arthropoda, Branchiopoda, Diplostraca, Daphniidae. The record is from RefSeq and is a predicted model, not a curated record. The transcript has a single exon. Bases 115 to 6756 code for a protein of 2213 amino acids.